AUGUUUGGACGUGGGAAUAUAGAGGACGCGAAACAGCUACAGGCUUCUUUCACACGCGCAAAAUCACCUCGGCGCAAUAAACGAAACCAGGAUAGGAGAAAUGGAAUCAACACACGACAGGGAGGUGCCUUAGUGAACCAUCGCCAGCAGCAUAACCAAUAUGGUCAAGGCAGUAGUGUACAGGGACGUGCUCAACUGGGCUCAAGUUUAAUAAUUCACCCUCGAGGAAAUGUGAUGCAGCAUCACCCUGUACGAUCAACUCAGGAAGGUAUUACCCCAACAUCUCGUCCUCAUGACAUGUCUAUGUCCCUCGGCACUAUAGAGCCACAAGCUAUUCUCACUGAGGGUAUACUCCCUCUACAAGGUCCCUCCGUCUCGCAGAAUGUAGCUCUUACGAUUCCUGCUCCGCAAGAGACAUGGCAAAAACGCCUUGCGUCCUCUAAUGAAGAGGGAAAUAUUGCAUCGAAGCGUCUUAAGGGCGGACCUACGGGGGGUUCGGCUCAACUGCAAAUGCCAACAGCCAACAGCCCUCCUCCACCGCAGUUUUGUGGACAAAAUUUUGGCCCACAGGGUGUAGAUGGUCAUUUCCAGACUGCUAAAGCAUCGACUCCAUCUCGCGAUCAGCUGCAACUUGCUUAUCCGACUCAAUCCAAUAAUAAUUUGGUGGACCCUACUUUAGCAUACAGCUCCGAUGCCUCUACCUUAGUCUCUCAGCGAGCCCCUUGGCACCAUUACUCGGAUUCUAUACAAUCCGAGAUAUCGAUCCUUGAUGAAGGGGGUGAGCCGAUUAGCCAAGACGUGAUGCAAUUCACUACUAGGAACGAGGCUCGCCAAGAUGAUGAUGUGGCCAUGGGUGGCGUGGAAACAAGCAGCAAAGUCAAAGUAGGCCUCAAAGCUUCACGAUGGAAUCCCGACAAUCCUAAUCGUUAUCCCGAGAAACAUUUUCCUGAGCACUUCUGGGGAGAGCCCAUGCGUGUUGAUCCGCCAACUCAGGAAAAACGUGGUCCUUCCGUUCCAACCGGCCAAACUGUGAUCAGUGGUAUCUCCAAAGGACCCGGUCUCGCAGACUCUCGCUGGGCCUCAUAA
Daldinia decipiens is the source of this 1086-nucleotide messenger RNA. RefSeq lists its product as uncharacterized. The record is from RefSeq and is a predicted model, not a curated record. Lineage: Eukaryota; Fungi; Ascomycota; Sordariomycetes; Xylariales; Hypoxylaceae. Bases 1 to 1086 code for a protein of 361 amino acids. The transcript has a single exon.